Messenger RNA from Talaromyces atroroseus, 1521 nucleotides. RefSeq lists its product as hypothetical. Gene Ontology annotation, molecular function: FAD binding; Delta24(24-1) sterol reductase activity. Bases 1 to 1521 code for a protein of 506 amino acids. Gene Ontology annotation, biological process: steroid metabolic process. The record is from RefSeq and is a predicted model, not a curated record. Gene Ontology annotation, cellular component: cytoplasm; membrane. The transcript has 2 exons. NCBI's taxonomy places the organism in Eukaryota, Fungi, Ascomycota, Eurotiomycetes, Eurotiales, Trichocomaceae.
AUGGAUGCACACUCUACUGCAGUAGCUGCUAUUGCGGCUAAUGUGCGGUAUUUCUACGACCGAAAAAAGCCAUUUCGCAUAUACCAUGGCUCGACCAACAGUACCCGUCAAUCUCAGUACCGUCGAGACCAGAUGGUUGAUACGAGUGCCAUGUCGCAUGUUGUGAAAAUCGAUACCGAACAAAAAACUGCAUUGGUGGAGCCCAACGUCCCUAUGGACGCUCUUGUAGAAGCUACGUUGCAGCACGGUUUGAUUCCUCCGGUGGUCAUUGAGUUCCCGGGUGUUACUGUUGGUGGUGGUUUUGCCGGCACUUCGGGGGAAAGCAGCUCUUUCAGACACGGGUUUUUCGACCGCACUAUCAACUGGAUUGAAUUAGUCCUGGCGAACGGGGAGAUAGUGACAGCCUCGAGUACCGAGAAUCCUGAUCUUUUCUAUGGUGCUGCGUCGUCUUUUGGGACAUUGGGAGUGACUACUCUUCUUGAAUUACGGCUCAAAGAGGCCAAGUCCUAUGUGGAAUUGACCUACUAUCCCGUCUUUAGCAUGUCAGAGGCCAUAGAAAAGAUCCAACAGGCUACGGCAGAUUCCUCAAAUGACUACCUAGAUGGUAUCAUGUACUCUCAAAAUAGCGGAGUGGUCUGCUCGGGGCGAUUGACAAAUGACGUUAAGAAGGAGGUGCGAGUUCAAAGAUUCACACGCCCAGCGGAUCGCUGGUUCUACCUUCACGCACAGAAACUCAUCAAGGGAACACGAAGUCCAAUCACCGAGGCAGUUCCAAUCGUUGACUACGUUUUCCGGUACGAUCGUGGCGGAUUCUGGGUUGCUGCCUAUGCUUUCAAAUACUUUGUCACGCCAUUUAACCGCAUCACACGCUGGAUGCUCGACAGAUUCAUGCACACGCGCGUUAUGUACCAUGCGCUCCAUAAAAGUGGAUUUUCCUCGCAAUACGUCGUUCAGGAUGUCGGAAUCCCCUAUUCAAAAUCCGAUGAAUUUUUCCAGUACCUGGACCACUCUUUCAAACAUUACCCAAUCUGGCUUUGUCCAUUGAAAUGCAACGUCAAGUCUAUUGACCCAGCACUUGAAAUCAUGUACCGAAAGACAACACUUCCCCUGCCGGAGAUGUUGCUCAACUUCGGAAUAUGGGGCCCAGGACCAAAGGACCGUCGCAAGUUCGUAGAAUGGAACCGCAACUUGGAGCGCAAGGUUCAUGAGCUUGAGGGCCAGAAGUGGUUGUAUGCCCACACAUACUAUACUGAGGAGGAAUUCAAUCAGAUCUACGAUCGCGAGACAUAUGACGCACUGCGAAGAAAAUACCAUGCGACAUAUUUGCCGUCAGUGUACGACAAGGUGAAUAUAGAUAUCACCGCUGAGGAGAGAGCAUUGAAGGAGAGUUGGACGCUGUGGCUCCUGGCUUUGUUCUGGAGUAUCUGGCCGCUCAGUGGCUUGUAUGGAGUGUACAAGGCUGCGUUUGGGGGCGACUAUCUGUUACCCAGAAAGACGAAUAAGGCACUAGAGAGCCAGUGA